Messenger RNA from Trichomonas vaginalis G3, 903 nucleotides. RefSeq lists its product as uncharacterized. The record is from RefSeq and is a predicted model, not a curated record. Bases 1 to 903 code for a protein of 300 amino acids. NCBI's taxonomy places the organism in Eukaryota, Parabasalia, Trichomonadida, Trichomonadidae. The transcript has a single exon.
AUGGGUAAUUCAACGUUUUCGGACCCAAAUUUCACUUUGUGGGAGUGCGGAUAUAUUGUAAUCGGAUGCAUUAUUCUUGCGUUUGCCAUAUAUUACGUCAUCAAAACACUUAAAGAUUCGUUAAUAACCGACAAUAAUGUUCAGGGACAGCGUUCAGCUCAGAUCUUCUAUAUAAUUGCAUUAUUCGUUAAAUCAAUCGGAUUAAUUGUAGCCGGAAUUAUGAUAAUUGUAGGAUUUCCCAAAGAUGAAAAACAACCAACAAAAUGGGAUAUUUACAGUAUUAUACCAACAGGAUUUCCAGGAUAUAUGACUGCUGUUGCAUAUUCUUACAUCUUUUUCUCAUGGUGUUCUGUUUGUUAUUCAAGUUUAGAAAAAAAUGCUGUCGGAUUCUACCAUAACAGCAAGAAAUUGCUUUCAAUCCUUAUUUACAUAAUUAUAGCACUAUUCGUUAUUUCAUUCUGCUUCAUGAUUGCAUCUUCUUUCCUUGCAAACAGCAAAAAGUAUUAUUUGACGGUCGCUCAUAACGUUGAAUCAGUUGUCGCUACAAUACGUGAUCUGGCUUGUGCAGUUGCGUUUCUCUUCUACUUAUUCAAAAUUAUUAAAUUAUUUGAGUCCUGCUGCCCAUCUUGGGAAUCUCCCGAGACUAGAUUACUUGUUAUGCUCAUUGUUUUAAUUAUUGCGUUAUUCUUAAGGCCCGUUUGCAUUCUGACGUACAUUUUGAUUUUCACAAAAGAUAGUGGAUACAGCGAGUUCAGUGAUGGAUACUUCAUUGUAUUCCUCUUCGAAUGCUUCAUUACGGAGCUUCUUCCUCUUGGAUUUAUUGGAUUUAUUAGAUUAACGUCAUAUAGCUCAUAUAAUACGCCUGUUGAUGAUAACAUCGCAGCUUUCUUAGCCCUUGAAUAA